This is a messenger RNA of Elgaria multicarinata webbii, 2015 nucleotides long. RefSeq names its product sulfite oxidase (gene SUOX). The record is from RefSeq and is a predicted model, not a curated record. Gene Ontology annotation, cellular component: mitochondrion. The transcript is spliced from 4 exons. Lineage: Eukaryota; Metazoa; Chordata; Lepidosauria; Squamata; Anguidae. The coding region runs from base 230 to 1900 and encodes 556 amino acids. Gene Ontology annotation, molecular function: sulfite oxidase activity; heme binding; molybdenum ion binding. Gene Ontology annotation, biological process: sulfur compound metabolic process.
CGGAACUCUGUGGGGCGACUGGCCCCUUUAAAUCUCUCCAGGGUUGCGCCAGGCGCUAGCGAGCGAGGUCCCCACCAUCACUUUUUCGGAAUGAGUUGCUCCUCUGAGCCGGGUCUCUGUCUCCCCCCUCCCCAUUUUCUUAAAGGCGAAAGCUCGGUAGCUGCUGCGUCACGGAGACGGAUCUUUUCUUGAAAAGGACUGGCUGGCUGGACUCAAAGGUUUGGGGAAGAUGCUGCUGUCCCGACCCAGCAGAAAUGGACUCUGCACCCUUCAGAGAACAUACUGGUUGAGAGCCAUGGCCUGGAGGAUCUACCCUCUGGCCGACUUAGCCUGGACACCCUUUCGCUCCCAUGGGACCUGGAACAAUGCCAGAGGCACGAGGCGUAGGCUUAUGGUAGCAGUAGGGGCUGGCCUGGGCAUAAGCACCAUCUUGGCUUAUGGAGAUCACCGUCGGCAGGUAGCCAAGGCUGAGACGCCAGCAUCCAUACCCGGCCCUCCAUUUCCCGUGUUUACCCGUCAGGAGGUGGCUCGCCACCACAACGAGGCUAAUCGGGUGUGGGUGACCUACGGCAGCGACGUGUUUGACGUCACGGAUUUCUUAGAGCUGCAUCCUGGGGGCAGAAGCAAGAUUCUUCUGGCGGCGGGGGGCGCUUUGGAACCCUUCUGGGCCCUCUAUGCCAUGCACAGCCAGGAACAUGUGCAGGAGAUCCUUCGGGGGUACAAAGUGGGGGAACUGAGUCCUGAGGAGCCUCCCCAACCGAUCCCCGGAGAUCCUUAUGCAGAUGACCCCCCACGGCACCCUGUCCUUCGGGUCAACACCUUAAAGCCCUUCAACGCAGAGCCCCCUCCAGAGCUGCUCACUGAACAUUACCUGACUCCCAAAGAGCUCUUCUUCAAACGCAACCAUCUACCUGUGCCAGUUGUGGACCCGGUGUCCUACCGCCUGAAAAUACAGGGUCCCCGUGGAGGGACCCUGUCUUUGUCUCUACAGGACCUGAAGAAGAAUUACCCCAAGCAUGAAGUGACCGCCACCCUGCAGUGUGCCGGCAAUCGGCGUGCCGAGAUGAAUGCCAUCAAGAACACCAACCGGCUUGGCUGGGACGUUGGGGCCAUCAGCAAUGCACGCUGGGGCGGCGCCCGGCUCCGGGAUGUCCUGAUGCGAGCUGGCUACAAACCAGGGGAUGAGGGGCAUGUCUGCUUUGAGGGGUUGGACAAGGACCAGAGUGGCACCGUUUAUGGGGCCUCCAUCCCAUUUGAGAAGGCCAUGAGGCCCGAAGGGGACAUCCUCUUGGCCUAUGAGAUGAAUGGGGAGGAGUUGCCGCGAGAUCACGGCUUCCCCCUCCGAGUAGUUGCGCCAGGCAUAGUCGGUGCUCGCAGUGUCAAAUGGCUGGGUCAGAUCACAGUGGGUCCUGAGGAAAGCAAAAGUCACUGGCAGCAGAAGGAUUAUAAGGGAUUCUCUCCCUCCGUGACGUGGGACACGGUGGACUUUUCGAAGGCUCCUGCCAUCCAAGAAUUGCCCAUCCAGUCGGCCAUCACCGAGCCAGGCCCUGAUACCUCCAUCACCCCCGGGGAGCUCACAGUAAAAGGCUAUGCCUGGAGUGGAGGGGGGCAAAAGAUCAUCCGGGUGGACGUUUCUCUGGAUGGUGGAAAGAGCUGGCAUGUGGCCAGGCUGACCGGGGAGGAGCAGUUGCCUGGCCGAGCUUGGGCAUGGAAGCUGUGGCAACUAGAUGCUUCUGUGCCCGCCGGCACCAAAGAGCUGAACAUUGUAUGCAAGGCUGUGGACACCAGUUACAAUCAGCAGCCGGAUACAGUGAGACCCAUCUGGAACCUUUUGGGAGUGCUCAACAAUGCUUGGCAUCGAGUGCAUGUCCAGGUGGAGGGGGAGGAGGAAGGGGAUUGAUUGUACCUCGUUGCCUGACAGAAACAAAGGGUCCUGGAUCUUGGCUGCUCUGCAGCUUCUGCCUUCUGUAAGGACAUCUGUCAUUAUUAUUAUUAUUAUAUUUAUUUGAAUCCCA